AAGAUGUAGUAAACGCCCAUAUGUCGUCAUUACGCACAGGGUGGCUACGUGGAAAACAUGGAGGAAAGGAGUAUGUAGAGUAAACUUAACUGUCUGAAUUACAAAACAAUUUCAGACCCUUUCCUUUGUCAUUCGUACUUAAUAAAUCAACUGGACUAAACUUCAGGUCACUUUAAAAAACAGUAGUCGCCCCUGAACGGUCCUGGGAAUCGGCAGAGCCGCGGAGAGCUGAGAGAAGCGUUUAUGACAGGUUUUGGCAUAUGCCUGGUGAAAAAGCAGUGAAGAGCAGCGAGUCUGGCUGAGCACAGCCAGCAAAGAUGGGAGCCAACACCAGUCAGGUCAGUGACCUGUCCGAUAAUCCCAGCCUCAAGGCCCUGGUGGGCACAGAGUCCAUAUCGGAGAAUGACCCUUUCUGGAACCAGCUCAUCUCCUUCACCUUCAUCAGUCCCACCAGCAGUGGAGACUCUAAGUUACUGGAAGAAGCUGUCAUACCCCUGGCCAAGAUCCUCAUUGAAAACAAUCCGAGAACCGGGAACUUUGGCGCUCUGGUGAGAAUUUUCCUGGGAAGAACCAAAGAGCUGAAAAUCUCUACAGAAUGCCAAGACCAGCUUUUUAUCUGGCAGGCCCACAAUGCACUGUUCAUGAUUCGCUGCCUGCUCAAGGUCUUCAUCAGGGAGAUGAGUGAAGCUGAGCUGCACCAGCAGUUCUCUUACCAGGAGAGGGCACCAGGAUCCUGCGGAGAAACAGGAAGUGAAGACCUUCUUGAGGAGCUGCUGUCCAACCUUGUUCACCUGAUCGUUGAAGUGCCGCUGCUUGACAUCACCUAUAGCAUCCUGUUUGAGGCAGUGACCGUGCUGCUGGUAUUCUUCUCCUAUCAGCUCUUCCACAAAGACAUCCUCAGAGAUGGAAUUAUAUACCAGCACAUCAUGAAGGGACGAUGCAUGUGUUUAACCAGUCGACUGGUGAAGACCCUGCUCUACAACUUCAUAAGGCAAGAGAAGUGUCCUCCUCCUUCAACCCACAUUUUCGAACCAAAAGCUGAGGGCGGCUUGCUUUAUGGCCUGGCGUCAGGGGUGGCAAGCGGUCUGUGGAGUGUCUUCACAUUGGGUGGAGCUGGCAGCAGAGCUGGGAUAGACCAGGAACAUGACCCUUUACCUUUGUCCAAUCAGAGUCUUCUGUUACUGCUGGUAUUAGCCAAUCUGACAGAUGGGCCUGAAUGGCCCAACCCCUACCGCCAGGCUAUUACUUGUUUCAGAAACACACAAGACACAUCAUCGCUGCCUGUAGAGCAACCUCACACUUUCCAGAUCAAUUUCAACAGUCUGUACACUGCUCUGUGUGAGCAGCAGCGCUCCGACCAGGCCACGUUACUGCUGUACACCCUGCUUCACCAGAAUACCAACAUGAGGACGUACGUGCUGUCGAGAACUGACAUGGACAAUCUGGUGUUGCCCAUACUCGAGAUCCUUUACCACGUAGAGGAAAGAAAUUCUCAUCACGUCUACAUGGCCCUUAUCAUUCUCCUCAUCCUGACAGAGGACGAUGCUUUCAACCGCUCCAUCCAUGAGGUGAUAUUAAAGAACGUCACAUGGUACACAGAGAGAUCGCUAACAGAGAUUUCUCUCGGCAGUUUGCUCAUCCUGGUGGUGAUUCGCACCAUCCAGUUCAACAUGACCCGGACAAGGGAUAAAUACCUGCACACCAACUGUCUCGCUGCACUCGCCAACAUGUCAGCACAGUUUCGAUGUCUCCACCAGUACGCUGCCCAGCGGAUCAUAAGUUUGUUUGCUUUGCUUUCCAAAAAGCACAACAAGGUUUUGGAGCAGGCAACACAGUCUCUGAGAGGCAGACAAGGAGAGAGCGCAGCGUUGCCAGACUAUGCCCAGGACCUGAGUGUGAUUGAGGAAGUCAUCCGCAUGAUGCUGGAAAUCAUCAACUCUUGCCUGUGCAACUCUCUACACCACAACCCUAACCUGGUGUACGCACUGCUCUACAAGAGGGAGCUCUUUGAGCAGUUCAGGACGCACCCGUCCUUCCAGGACAUCAUGCAGAACCUCGACACGGUUAUUGGUUUCUUCAGUCAGCGUCUGGAGCAGGCUGGAAGUGACCUGUCUGUUGAGAGAGUUCAGGAGGUCAUCAUGAAAGGAGCCCAGGCACUGCCAAAAGACAGACUGAAGAAAUUCCCAGAGCUCAAGUUCAAGUAUGUGGAGGAGGACCAGCCAGAGGACUUCUUCAUCCCCUACGUGUGGUCGCUGGUCUUCAACUCUGGAGUCGGCCUCCACUGGAGCCCACACGGGAUCGAGCUGUUCAGCAUGGACUCCGGCUGAAGGACACGUUGCAGCAGAUUGCACGUCUCCAUCUCCGUUCAGUACAGAAAAAGGAACUGACGGCACGUGGGUGUGUGUGUGUGUGUGUGUGUGUGUGUGUGUGUGUGUUCUGGGUAGGUGUGUAUGCAUUACCCUUUAUAGUAUGUUCACGCUGCUUUGAAAGUGCCUCAACCUUGUAGAGGAUGGUGUUUCUUUUUCAUGCAGCACAACCUCGUUCUCCCUCGUAUCUUCAUAAUCUCUCUGCUUCUACACUGUGAAGCUUCACCUGCACUUGGGUUACAGUUCCUGCGGUAGCUCCCGCUCAUGCUCAUGCUCACUCAGUCCUGCGCUGAACACCUGUUGGAGCGUCUGAGCUGCUUCAUUUGGUUCAGCACAUGCUGACUUGUGAUAUCACGAGGAGCUCCGGACGCUGGCAUUGGCUAAUUCAAUAGGUCACUUAAAACAUGCAGACACAUGUUACACUGCUCUGAUGAACAUCCAUUUACUUCUGCACUGAAUACUAAAAACCUGCUGUGACUCAACACCUGCCACUCAUCUUCAAAUGUCCUAUUAUUGUUGAUUUUACACGCGAUUAUCUCAUAAACUGUUUUUCUUUUCUUUUGGCGUACAUUGUUCUCAGUGUACAACAGCUUUUGACACAUUUGCGCUUUUGAAUUGAAGAAAUGAAGAGAGAGAAAACUCUGUUGUCAUCAUCAGUAUGCAGGAGUUACAGUGUUGCCGGCUGUUUAAUAUCCCUCCCCACCCCCCACGUUCAAGUACAGCUUAAUUAAAUUUCAGUCCCCGGAUGAUAUAAGCACUCUGCAUCACUCUUUAAUUCGUCUGAUUUCGUUGUUGCUUGCAGCUCAUUUAUUCCAUACCCUGUUUUUGUCAUUAGCAUUUUUUUCCUGAUGCUAACCCAAGGCAAAUACUUAAACCGGGGACGGCCAUUAAACCUCCUGUCCUGUUGUGCAUAAUUACCGUUGUCUCUUUAACCGGUUACGUUAUUUCAUGUUUAAGUAGGGACUUAUUGUUAUUUAUUUUCAUGUAUAUUGUUUUUAUAUAUAUUCACCAUCCCAAAAUGUAAAGUGCAGUAGUGCUGAAAUGACUACUAUUACCGAAAGAGAAAAGCAAUGGUACUAUACUUUGAUUAUUCCCAGACGGGAAAACUGGCUUUAUAUAUAAAUGCAUAUAAUAUGAUGACAGCUGUCCUUUUUGUGGCAAUGUUUACCUUGAAAAUAGAAGUUUAAAUAAAAAUAUGAAAUCA
This is a messenger RNA of Pundamilia nyererei, 3570 nucleotides long. RefSeq names its product dymeclin (gene dym). Lineage: Eukaryota; Metazoa; Chordata; Actinopteri; Cichliformes; Cichlidae. The record is from RefSeq and is a predicted model, not a curated record. The transcript is spliced from 17 exons. Gene Ontology annotation, biological process: Golgi organization. Bases 318 to 2327 code for a protein of 669 amino acids. Gene Ontology annotation, cellular component: Golgi apparatus.